Molecule: messenger RNA, 5073 nt
Organism: Lymnaea stagnalis (great pond snail)
Lineage: Eukaryota; Metazoa; Mollusca; Gastropoda; Lymnaeidae
Source: the annotation of a GenBank genome assembly
GACAUCUUUAAUCUCGGCCUACUUUCUUAUCAAAAUAUCAUUGCCCAGUGAACUUUAAACUAAAAAACAUGGCAAACUUUAUGAACGCCCGAGUUAUUCUCCAGUCUCGACCAGGUAAAUGCUUGGUGUUAUGAAAUUCUUUAAUAAUUGAACCUAAAUUUAUAACGAUUGUGGGCUUGAAAAGAUGUACGAUUUGGAAUUAUAUUGCUUUCCUUUGGCAAUGGGAUCGGGAACAUUUUUCGUGCAAGGAGCCAUGUAUGACAUUUUGAGAAUUUCACAUCAGCUUUCCAAGUCUAUACACGGGCGCCCGCAGAAAACUUUCUAAGGGGGGGGGGGGGGGGGGCUUUUUUUUUAUUUUUUAAUGUUGUUUUUUUUUAUUUCUCUUUAUUUUCUUUUUACUUUAAAAAAUUUUUUUAUCUAUUUUUGUCUAAAAAAAAUUUAUUACCCCUUCCCCCCCCCCCCCCCUCUGAGGGCGCCCAUGAGUCUAUACCAAACAUUUUAAAGAUCCUUCACAUUUUUAAUACAACUUAUUGUCAUAUAUGGAUAGGAUCUAUAUGUCUCUUUAAUGAAAAGGCGUAAGGGAAGAUAUAUAUCAUUAUCAAGACAAAAGUUGUUUUUUUCGCCAUUAUUUAAUUUUGUAUUUUAUGUCAAAGUCACCAAAGAAAUCAAAUACAUCCCUUAUCUACAUCAAGUUCUGAGUUUUGUCAAAUAAAUUUGUAUAAUUUUUUUAAAUUUGCAGUGACUGCCUGAGCAUGACUUAUCCAUUUAGUUGAGAAAAUCAAUAGAGCAGCAUAAAUAGAAAUAGCCAAAAGUCAAGGAAAAUUCAUUUUAGUUAGUUAAAAAUGAUUAUUUCUCUACAGGAGAAGCUAAUAAACCAUCAAAAGAUAAUUUUGCUUACGAAGAAAUCCCUUACCCAAAUAAACAGUUACAAGACGGAGAAGUGCUAAUUGAAAAUUUGUAUCUGUCAUUAGAUCCUGCUUUGGUAAUAUCUUUCUAAUAUAUAUAUAUAUAUAUAUAUAUAUAUAUAUAUAUAUAUAAUAUAAUUUUUACAGUAAUCUAUUUAAUCUAUAUAUUAUAUAUGUAUCCAUAUACUGCAGAAAGGCAAAUUGGUAAUAUCUUUCUAAUAUAUAUAUAUAUAUAUAUAUAUAUAUAUAUAUAUAUAUAAUAUAAUUUUUACAGUAAUCUAUUUAAUCUAUAUAUUAUAUAUGUAUCUAUAUACUGCAGAAAGGCAAUUGGUUAAUCCCAAAAACCAAGUUGUUUAAUAAUCACAAACCAAUUUGGCAUUGUCUUCCAACAGUUAAUUGUUUUUAGAUUUAUUUAAAAAUCUUUGAUCACACUGUAUUAAAGCAGUUUUAGUUCUUGACAUCUCCAUUUAUCUUCUCUAAAAAUAUAUCAUGGCCCUGUAUACCUUUUAAUCCAUCAGCGAUGUCGCAUGAAUGCCAACAGUGGUGUAGAGUACAUGAAAGCUUGGGAAAUAGGUGAGACAAUCCAUGGACUUGGAGGUAUAGGGCGGGUAACAGCCACUGCGGCGCCUGACUUCAGUGUUGGAGAGUUAGUAGGCUUUACCUUUGAGUGGCCCUGGCAGUUAUAUUUCACCAUUUCCUCUCAACAAAUACAAAAGGUUUGUAAAUUGUUACCGUGACAUAUUGGUGUAUAUGAUUUCCUAAAAACAAGUAAAAUGCAUGUAAAACUUAAACAUGGGAUUUAUUAAGUGUUUGAAAACCUGUGGUAAUUAAGAGGUAUAAAAAUUAAAGAUAAUGUAAUGUUAAAAGUAAAAAUAAUAAUAUUUGAACAAGCCAAUUUUGGUAAUGUUAGAUGCCAUAUUGAUACAGUGAAGAAACAGUUACAAUGUGAUGAAAACGCAAAUCAGGAAAUCUUAAAUUCUGGCUGUUGUUUUCUUCUAUCGGAGUGUUUAGAUUCCUAAAGAGAUAUGUAGUCUCUCGCCAACUCUCUACUUGAGUGUGUUUGGUCUCACUGGACUGACUGCAUAUUUUGGAAUAAAAAAAAGAUCUUUCAUUUGCAAGGGGAGCAAACCAACAAUGGUAAUAAGUGGUGCUGGUGGCUCUACUGGGUCAUUGGCUGGACAGGUAAUAUAUAUUUCCAAUCAUAUCUUUAGGUUUGCAGGAUGAGUGGAGAAAUGUAAGAAUGAAAACAAAAAAAGAUUAGUGGAAGCCAGAGCAAAAAAAAAUAAUAAUAAUAUCAGAGUUGUCAGAGAGGGCAACAGAGGGUUAUCGUUGUGGGGCAGGGAAUAGAAAGGCAGGUGAGUAUAAAGAAAACAUGAAAUUUGACAAUUCUAAUGGUGGGAGGGGGGGAGGGGUAAAUGGGGGUAAACACGGCUUCCUAUGAUGUAACCAGAUCUUCUAGUAAAAUGUUAGUAUAAAACAUUGAGAUAGAAUUAUCCAAACCAACUGCAGCAGAACCUAACAUCAAACAAAAAUAUGCUCAGCUAAUCAUCCGUAUAGAGUUAAAGACAACAAUUAUUAAAAAAACGACAGAUUGCUCUGAAACAGGAAUUUUCUAAAUCUAGAAACAAAGCAGAAGGUUGGUUUAUAAUAUAUUAAAUAUGUGUGCCAGUCUUUUUGCCGAGCGGCCUGAGACAGAUCUGGCCUGCAUUUUCACUCUAUGACUAUUCCAUGAAAUUUAUGCCAUAUUGUCCCUAACUCAGAUUUUAGACAAGGUAUCCAUUAAUCAAGUAAAUGAAUUUGAGGUCAUGUAUUAUGAGAGUAAAUCAGUGGUUCUCAACCUUUCUAAUGCCAUGACCCUAUAAUACAGAUCCUCAUGUUGUGGCGACCCCCAACCACAAAAUUAUUUUCGUGGAUACUUCAUAACUGUUGAGUAUAUGCGUUUCAGAUGGUCUUAGGUGACCCCUGGGAAAGGCUCAUGCGACCCCCAAAGGGGUCGCGACCCACAGGUUGAGAACGGCUGGAGUAAAUAUUUAUGACAAAUUUAUGAGGCUGAGGGGAGGAGGUGGUGGUAAAAAAUCUUCCAAAAUAACAGGACAUUAUUUAUAGAUGGCCCUAAAGUAAACUGACCAUAAUUGUAUAGUUACCAUUAGAUUCAAAAUUUAAUGUUUUACAAUCUACCACCACAGAGAAUUUACAAAUAUAUAUCAUAGUUUCUGGAAUACUUUUGUUAAUUUUUUGAAAACUUUACAUUAAUAUAUCCAUUAUUAAUAUUUUCAUAAACAGAUUAGACAAGAUAUUCAAAGGCAUGUACUAUUUUAGUGCUUCAUCUCAGAUAGCCAAGGCUGAAGGAUGUGGUAUUUUGAUUGGUAUCUGUGGCACUGACGACAAAUGCCAGUGGCUGACAUCAGAGUUGGGAUUUGAUGCUGCCAUUAACUACAAGACACAGUCAGUGUCAGAAAAGUUACAAGAACUUUGUCCAGGUGGUGUCGAUAUUUACUUUGAUAAUGUUGGAGGUGACAUCAGUAACGAAGUUAUUAGGCAGGUGAGGGCAUGCUACUUUAUUGGCAUCAAUUUUUUUCACCACCAUCUGUAAAAGCCAAAACUCACAGAAUUUAGUGUGAGCACAUACAAGUUAAAGAAAUUGAAUUUUUAAAUUAAAAAUUAUUAGUACAGAUUCCGUUUUUCUUAAAAUUGUCCAAAAUUUUAAGACAAACAAUUUUAAGAUCAUUUUGCUUUUAAAAUUUAAGUUCAUUUAACCCACCCUGCAAAUUACCUAUGUAGUGCAGUAUUCAUUUUAGAUGCCUAUUACUUACAAUUUGGUUCAAUUUUUUUUGUAGUGAAUAAAAAUGUGCAGGUUGUUCUCUGAAUUUCUCUACUUCAGAUGAAUACAAAUUCUUACAUUGUGUUAUGUGGCCAAAUUGCCAUGUACAAUAAAGAUGUGCCUUACCCUCCACCCCUACCUGAUGAUAUUGCAGAGAUCCUAAACCAGAAAGGCAUCAGCAGGUUAGUGCUAACAGAACUUGGACAUUUUUCAUGUAUUAUUUAGAAAGGAAAAUUUGUUUCUGUGAAUAAGUUAUAUAUAAGUUAUAUUCUGGUAAUCAAAUGUUGUGAAUAAGAAUCUUUUAGGAUAUACUUCUUUGAACCCAAUUGUUUCUGAAAGAUGUUACAUUUACUUGAAAAGGGACAGGUAUCUUGUACUGCAAUAUGAAAAAGAAUUUGACAGUGCUGUGAGUGACCUUCUAAAACUGUACAUAUCAGGGAAAAUCAAGGUGACUACAAACUAUGUAAACAUGAUGGGUUUUUUCUGCAAAAUUAUUGAUUUGAUUUUUUUUUUUAAAGGAAUAUUGAUGCUUCUUUCCUUUAAAAGUUUUAAGUUUAAAAAAAAUAAAGAUAAAUAAAUGUUAAAAAAUAUAUAUAUAAUAUAAUAACAAAAUACCUGCAUUAAUUUUUUUUUAAUAUCACUUUUGACGGUUUUUAAAAUUCUUUUUCUACAUCUUCUUUGCUUUUAUUUCUAGGCAAAAGAAACAAUAGAAACUGGAUUAAUUAAUGCUGGAAAAGCCUUUGUAUCAAUGAUGGAAGGAAGGAACAUUGGGAAACAGUUGGUCAAAGUUUCUGAUAAAAAUUGAGCUACUUGUCUUUCCUUUUGUUGGUUUGUUUUAUUUCUGUUGCUUUGAUGCUACAUGGUCUUAUAAGAAAGGGAAGAUAUCUGUCGCACUUACUCAAUUAAUGGUGUAACGAGGCCUUUCCCAAGUCAAGUAAAUAUGGCAUAACCCAUUUAUUGACCCAGGAUGCCUAAAAUAAACAUUCGAAGUAAUAGGCUUCUAUUGCUGCCCACAGAUACUACUUACCAGCUAAGUGCUAUUUCUUAUUUUUAUAACGUUUUUUCUGUUGUUUUGUUCGCUGACGAAGGCUUUCUGCCGACACGUUCGCUGUUUUGUUACGUUUAAUUUUUCAGGUUUAACCAUACUCUGUUUUACUCAUUUUAUUUUAAAGAAAAAAAGCAGACAAUGCUCCUUCGUAUUCAUAUAAACUGGGUGGUAACUAUGUAGAUAGUUUUAAAGAGGUAAUUAUCUUAAAUUUAAUUAUCUAGCCAUACAUGCUCAUAAAUAAGAUAUUUAUGUUUUUUAUGUUACAUAAGAUUUAAUAAAUUAUGAGAAAUGCACACUUA